AGACUUUUUUUCUCCACUGGGGAGGAAACAUGCGGGUAGUUCCUGACUGUGAGUCAUCACUGGUGCCCAGACUGACAGACUCAAAGUUGUUUCUAGAGCGAGGGAUUUCUUUUUUUCAGUCUCUUUUCCACCUUUUGGACUCAACAUAUAUAUACAUUGCCGUUUUUUUCUUGAGAUAUCACUUCACACGAUGUCUGUUAUGGAAUAUCAGGGCUGAGUCACAUCCUUGCCCCAGGACACUACUAGAGAGCCCUGAAUUUUCUUUAAAUCAAACACACUGCACUUCAGUCACACUUUCACCAUCAAAACAUGGCUGCUACUGCUCUUGUUACAGAGAACUUUAAGUUUGUGUCCCUCUUCUUCAAGAGUAAAGAUGUGAUGAUCUUUAACGGUCUGAUCGCUCUGGGAACUGUAGCCAGCCAGACUGCAUACAGCGUGUUUGCUUUUAACUGUCCCUGUUCCUCUGGGAGAAACUACCGCUAUGGCCUGGCUGCCAUCGGCGUUCCUGCACUGGUACUUUUCCUUGUAGGAAUAAUGAUGAACAAGAGCACCUGGGAUGUGGUGUCUGAAUGUCGGCUCAGAAGGUGCCGGAAGUUGUCUGGAGCUGCAGGUUUUGCACUACUGGGAACCAUCAUCGGUCAAGCUGUGGUCGCUCCAUUAACCUGGGUGGUCAUCUCUUUGCUGCAGGGUCAAGCGUACACAUGUGCCCUCAGUGAGUUUGUAGACCCCACUACAGUGGAGGGCUUCCCCUCAGAUAAAGGGUCAGAGGUCAUGGCAAAAUUAUCAUGCAAAGGAAGUGUUUCGGAGGAGCUGCAAGGCUUCUGGGCUGAAAUUGAGCGAGUACUGAAAUACGAAUCUCAGCUGUUAGGCUGGCUGCUGGUGGCUGGACUGUCUCUAGCAGUAUUCCUGAUGCUGUGUAUGAAGCGGUGCUCUUCUCCACUUGGCUACCAGCAGGAGGACUACUGGUCUCAGUUCCGAUCUCAAGAAAAGACCCUCUUCCAACGCACAGCAGCUGUCCACGCCCGCCUUCUGGCUGCAGAGAACAUUAAGAGCUUCUUUGGCUUUGUAGCUUUAGAUAAGGAUGAGAAAGAGCAGCUGGCUGAGCACCAGAGUGCCAGUCCUGUCUGCAGCACUAACUGGAACAGAGUAACUGGAGUCUACCUUUACAGGGAGAAGAAUGGACUGCCUCUGUACAGCAGGCUCAACAAAUGGGCCACGUACAGCCUGGAGAAUAAUGUGGAGGCCAUGGACAAAGAGAUGGAGUUGUUCAGCUGACAGACUUUGUUAUGUACACCCCCUCCCCUCCCCACCGGAUUGCUGAUGGACGGUCUACCUCCCCCCACCCCCUUGCUCUCUAUCCCUCUUCCUGCAUCUUAUCCCAUCUCUCCCCCUAUCCCUUUCCAAGCCCGGCGCAGUCUAGGCCUGUGAAGACUGUUUCGUCAUGAGCCGGGGAUCCGGCCGAAGAUUUCUGCCUUUUAAUAAGGCAGUUUCUUCUUACCACUGUAACUUUUGCUGCUUUGCUAAAGUGCUCAUGAUGGAUAGGCCGGAUCUUUGUAACAUAACAAUGAGUAAGGUAUUUUACCUGCUUUUUGUAACAUAGCAAUGAGUAAGGUCUUUUACCUGCUCUUUUGUAAUGUUAACAGACAAAGAGUAAGGUAUUUUACCUGCUUCUUGUAAAGUGUCUCGAGAUAACACUUGUUAUGAGUUGACGCUAUACAAAUAAAAAUUGAUUGAUUGAUUGAUUAUGUACAGAGGAGAAGAGCUGCCAAAAUCUAAAAUAAAUAGUUAUGUGCCUUAAUGAUUUAAAUGUACCAAAAAUUUCAUUUUUAAUUGUGUUGGCAUUAUUCUGUUUAUAAAUCACAACAUAUUAUUAGUUUGACCUUGGUCCUUAGGACAAUCCCUUUUGAAAUGUAUAUUUUCUCGUUCAUUUCCCCUUUUAACUAUUAUUCAAUCAUUUUAAAGUAUUUUUUAAUUUAUCUUGAAUAUAUUUUAAGUUUAUCUUUUGAAACCUAAUGUUUUUAGAAUGGAAGUAUGUUAGUAGGGGUGCUGAGGUUGUGCCCCCUUCAAUCAGGCAAAAUGAAAACCAUCAGCUUAUGAAAACAUUUAAACUCAGCAGUUAGGAGCUUUGAAAUCCUUUUUCAUCAUAACCAAAUUCUGAUUCUAAGCUUUGAACUGGUCAGAGCUCACGUCCAUGUCGAUGUGAACUUUGGAUGUUGAGUUUGUUGUAAGUUGAAGUGUAAAAUAGUCUAUUGCUCAAGUUUUUUUAAUUAAUACCAUAUGAAUAUUUGCAGCAGGAACUAUUUUGUCAUCAUAUAGGCCAAGAAGGACUCCUAACUAUGACUGACUUUUAGCACCCCUGAUAUAUCAAAAUAAAAAUAAUAAAAAACAAAAAUGAAUUCUGUAAAAGGGGUAUGGGAAAGACAAUUAAUUAUUUUAUUUUAGGGAACAUUCAAACUUUCCCAACUGCCCCAUUUUAUAAAGAUUGUAAAGGUAAGAAGGUAUAAAAUAAGAAAAUGUCAAGUAGAAAUGUAUCUAUAAAUGUAUGCCUACAUUUAUUUUUAAUGUGAUUAUGGUACAGUUGAUGUCAAAUCAUUUAUUUAGUUAUUUUGACAUGCAGCUUUUGUCCUCAGUGUGACUCUGAUCAGAAAAGAAUGGUGGGAUCAUCGUUUUUAGGAAAUAUUUCUGAGGGGACAAGCAGAUUUAUUAUCUUUAUUUGUUAUGUUUUUUAGGUUUUACUUUUAAAUCUUAAAUGUUUUGCAUAUCUUAGUAUUUUCCUGAUGUUUUUCACAUUUAUAUUCUCUGAAAAUAAAAUUCCAAAAUGUACCCAUGUGUUUUAAGUGUGAUACAGAAUAUAAAAUGUAUACGGAGAAUCAGAGUGGCAGGUUGUGUUUCAGCACGUCCCCAUUCAUGGAAAAAUGUUACAUGGAUCUCCUUUACACCUGUUUUUUUUCUUUACAGGUGAACUCAUCAUGAAAGGAAACUAAGGUCAAGCUUAUUGGUACCAAAUGUAAAUGGGAAAAAUAGAUUUUAAUAAAAUCACAUGAGAUUCUUCAUCAGAA
Messenger RNA from Labrus mixtus (cuckoo wrasse), 3059 nucleotides. RefSeq names its product calcium homeostasis modulator protein 2-like. Bases 310 to 1275 code for a protein of 321 amino acids. NCBI's taxonomy places the organism in Eukaryota, Metazoa, Chordata, Actinopteri, Labriformes, Labridae. Gene Ontology annotation, molecular function: monoatomic cation channel activity. The transcript has 3 exons. The record is from RefSeq and is a predicted model, not a curated record.